AUGAAACUUCUGUUCAUCCCAUGCGACGGCGAAGGGCAAGCCCGGAAGACUGUCUCGGACGAAGGAGUAACCCGGACCCAACACGCCGCCCGCGAAUAUCACAAGAAGGCCAAAUUGCGCAGAGCGAGAAACAAAGGCCAACUGGCGCAUGGCACUCGCAAGUCGACCAAGUCCAACUCCACGACUCCGACAGACGAGCUAGCCGUCUUGGAGGUGAAAGCCGAGCGACAAUCGCCUAUCCAAAUCCUUCUGGGAGCAAGUCGAUCCGACCCAUUCAAUACAAUCGGUGACCCCGACGCUCCACUCUACGUGCACGAAAUGCUGGAUCAUGCCAUCUCAUGUCACUAUUCUGAAAUGUGUCUAACCGACGGCGGAGGACUCAACGCCGCUAGAACCGAAAUCAUGCAGUCCGUCAUGUACUCUCCUGUGGCUUGGUACACGAUCAUCUUUGCUGGCGCUACGCACAAUGCAUACCAGUAUGGGGGUCGCGGGACAACGAAGCAAAACGAGCAGCUCAGGCUUGUGUACAAGACGAAAGCCAUCAGGUCACUCCUGGACUAUAUCCAAGAAAACGGCGACACGGUAUCCGAGGAAGCUCUCCUGAGCAUGAUAACCUUGGCAUCUCACGGAAGCGGCGAGAAUUUGAAGGGUCAUGAUUCGUAUACGCGGCAAAAGCUCCCCUUCCUAUCCCACCUCCACGACGUUGACUACUACGCAAGCAUGGACAUUGGCAUGGAACAUCUGGCUGCUGUGUAUGCCAUCGUGGAUCGGCGAGGAGGGCUUCGCACGUUGCAACGGAAGAGUUUGGCUAUAGUUAUUCAAGUGGAAUUGCAACGUCCUCACUUUAAUCUCCUGGCGCCGACAAAGUGGCACAUCAGUAAGCGGAGCCAUCAACCGGAUGCUGUGGCACAAGCGAAGCUUGAAACUCUGACAACAGGCUUUCACACAUUGAUUGAUGAUGGUUACAUCAGUCUUGACCAUCUCGUGGCGAUUGCCGAUUGCACGAGCCUCUUCUCGGCGGACUUUGAUCAAUUGCUGAGAUGCUAUGAUCUUCCGGAAGAGCAACGACCUCUGCAUACUCCCAACAUGGCACUCGUCAGAUAUAUGCGCUGGUGCGUGCUCCAUGACAUCCUCAUGCUACCCGAGCACAGCAACACCGACGGCGAAAUUUUGCCCGAGCACGUGCUUUACCAGAUCUGUCGACAUGUCCUGUUCGCAUACGCGGUGUUCGUCGUGGUGCCCAUGCCGCCAAGGACCAAGCUACAUGCCAAGAUUGCCGAACGGCUCAGACGUCUCCUGGUCAGUGCAGUCAAGGUGGGCCUUCCCCGCCAACAGCCUGACCUGUUCUUCUGUGCGGUCGCAUGGGGCUGGAUGUGUACAGAAAAGGCGGUCGGAUAUCGCAAACUCGAGAAGCUGUCGGGAAGCUUCACGACUUUGCUGGAGUUCACUGAGGUCCGGCGGAAGCCUGAUUCAUGGCCGAUAGUCGAGGAGAUCAUGAAGUCCUUCUUAUGGAUGGAGGCCUAUUGUGAAGAGCCGGGGCGGAAAUUUUGGGCUGGCGCUUGUGGGCAGGCGGAGGAAGACCUGAAGGGAGAAGAGUCUCCUUGA
Cladophialophora psammophila CBS 110553 is the source of this 1605-nucleotide messenger RNA. RefSeq lists its product as uncharacterized. NCBI's taxonomy places the organism in Eukaryota, Fungi, Ascomycota, Eurotiomycetes, Chaetothyriales, Herpotrichiellaceae. Bases 1 to 1605 code for a protein of 534 amino acids. The record is from RefSeq and is a predicted model, not a curated record. The transcript has 2 exons.